Molecule: messenger RNA, 3440 nt
Organism: Drosophila obscura
Lineage: Eukaryota; Metazoa; Arthropoda; Insecta; Diptera; Drosophilidae
Product: ras-like protein family member 10B
Exons: 7
Molecular function (GO): GTPase activity; GTP binding
Source: RefSeq, a predicted model, not a curated record
GAAGCAGAAGCAGCAGCAACAUUGCAACACAAACAAAAAUCAGCUUUUAUUUUAGAGCCAAGUCAUAAACACGAACAUGCCUUGUCCUGCCCCACAGCUCCAGCUUUCAUACCAGCUAUAACCCCCCCAUCCCCCCUCACACUGAACCAAAGUUUGCUGCUUUGAGGACACCUUCUUCUAUCGGAAAACCCUAAGCCACACAAAAUCAGUCAAGCUGGCGUCGUUAAAGCAAAGGAAUAACAACAAUACUACAAGCAAUUAUAAUAACAAUAUAAUGUGGAGUAGUACAAUAUCGCCAACAAACUCUAAGAAACUAUUGAUCGGUAGCACACGAAGCGUUGAUUAUGUCGGUGAUAGUGCAAGGACAGCAACAGCAGCCACUUAUAAAACAGGAGCAGCAGCAGCCCCAGUCCCAGCCACAGCCACAGGCACAGCCCCAGCCUCAGGAACAGCAGCAGCAGCAGCAGCAGGAACAGGAGCCAAAGGAACCAAAUCAAAAGCCAGUCCCAGUGCCAUUGCAGCCAACAAAGCCACAAAGAUCUCAAUUGAAAUGGAGCUUCAUAUACAAAAUAAGUGCAUUUCGGCAUAGCGCAUCACUCUGGAGGGUGGUGCGGAGCCGCCAUGGCUGCAGGGCCCCCUUAAAGCCGCAUUUUUGGGGGCUACUGGCGUCGGCAAAACAAGCAUAUUACAGCAAUUUUUCUACCAUGACUUUCCCAAGACUCAUCAGACGACAACGCGUCGAAAGAUUUAUAAAAACUGUUUGGUCUGCGACACCUGCAUACGUGAGCUGAUGGUACUGGACGUUCCACCCCAGAAGCGAUUUCCGGCUGAUAACUUCGCCGAAUGGAACAACGGACAUCCGCUGGGGCUGCGAACGGUGCACGCAUAUGUGCUAGUCUAUGACAUGGGCAAUUUGGAAACAUUUCAGUACUGCCGCUCGAUGAGAGAUCAAAUCUUGGACAGUUUCAGUCAUCGUGAUUUUAGCAUAAUUGUGGUUGGCAAUAAAUAUGACAAUGUGACUGAGGCGCAGGCCAAUUCGCAGGAGCUCAAGGAUAUUUCCACGCUGGUGCGCAAACAUUGGCGCUGCGGCUAUGUCGAGUGCUCAGCGCAAUACAACUACAAAAUCGGCGACGUAUUCCGUGAGCUAAUGGGCUGCACGAGCAGUGGGAGCAGCACGGGAGGUGGCGGCGGCGUUGGCGGUGGCGGCGGUAUCGCUGGAGGAGGCGGUGGCUUUGGCACUGAGUUCUCACAAUCAACUAGGAAUAAAGGACGCUGUACAAUACUUUAGCAAAUGUUGCAUAAGUUUUUUAAGCAAACGUUUUGAUCUAGCGCGUAAAUACGAGUGUCCCGGGUGGAUACUUUUGCAGCUGCUUGUUGCCGACAGCAUGGGGCAAGAUGUGGUGGCACGUUGGCGUAUACGCAAUCUCCUUAAGGCCAACUGCAGCAGCAGCAGCAACAGAGGCAACAUCAACAGAAGAAACAACAUUGUUGCCCCAUGGCAAUGCCUGCAGAUGCAUAUUUUAGCAUACAUUUUAGUGGCCACACUUUGCAGUUGUCCCCGUGUGUCGACUCCCCCCUUCCCUUUCUUCUUUUGCCUUCGCUUUUGUUUGCCAUUAUUACAACAUUUUGCUGGCUGCUUUUAUGGGUUGCAUCGCAUUUUUGUUUGCAAGAGCUUCGUUCAUUUAAAUGCCAAUGCGAAUGGAAAUGGGACUGGCAAUGGCACGGCAAUGGCUGUCGAACCCCAGAUACAUUUGGCCAGGAGCAAGAGCCAAAGCCCAGAUCCCAAGCCAGAGCCAACGAACAUCAUCCUCCUGCUGACAACUUUUUUGCAGUCGCAUUCGCAUUUUCAUUUGCAAUUCAAUGCCCGCAAGCCUGGCAGGAAGAGCAGCACAGCUGACAUGAAUAUUCAGCACAAACAAUAAGAGUAUCCCCGAAGAUAUACAACAAUUGAAAAAGUUUUAAUUUUAUUUAAUUAUCAUCGUUGUCGCUAUAUGUAGCUAUUAUUUUGUUCGUCGUGGAAUCGUAAAUAGGCAAUUAAUCCCACCAUAAUUUACAAUACAUUUUAUGUAACGAACGAAUAACCUUGUUAUGGAAACCAAACCAGAAUCGUAUAAGUAAUGUCUAUAUUUAAGCUAUACAUACACACAUACAUAUACAUAUAUGUACGAUAAACAUACUUUAACGUUGUGAUCAUUUCAAGAAUUAGUUCUUAAGCAAAACCACAAACAAAGCGUCAGCGAAUGUCAAGUCUCCACAACAACAACAAAAACUGGAUUAAAAGCAAAUAAUGUACGUAAUUAUAGGUCAACAUAAGAGCAAGUUAAGUACGAGUAUUUGGGAGUAUUACAAUCAUGCCAUUACAAUGCUCAAUCGAUUUAUAGCCAUAAUUAUCUGCUGCACCUCACAUUCAAAGGGUAUUAGUGGGUUCAUUUCAUUGCCUGUAGGGAAAUAUGUUACAAGAAAUACAAGAAUUAUACUAGGUCAAUACUCGUAAGUGUGAAUGACAGCUUAGGGUUCUUCAUGCAUCGUGUAAGGAACCCUAAGCCUGAAGCCUUAAGACACAAAAAUGCAAACAAUUAUGCCAUAUUAAACCGAUACACACUAAACUAAGAGAAUUAUAACUUGAUUAAAACGCACAAAAUACCGACGAUUGUGUUAUUAUUUUUAGUGAUAACGGCCCAAUCCAUCACAUACCCGAAAACUGUUCAACCUUAGGCUAGAAAUAAAGUUUAAGGUGCAACAGCAGGUGUUUGGUGUAGCGUAGUGUAGCGGCAACAACAUGUUAGUUAGUUAGGUAACAUACAUACACACAUAUAUCACACAAUCUGUUGGACACCGCCUAGGUAGCUGCGAGUCAUUGCGAGUCUACUACGUAAUAAAUACAUACCACACCAUACCAAACCGAUCUCUUUCUUUACCUCAAACAGCAACAAACUCAAAGCAACUCAAAAGAAAAGCAAUCAAGGCUGACUUUGUACAUAGAGAUUUCAACUAAAUGAACUUUGCGAAUAUGCUAUGAACCGACUUUUACAGCAAUAUAAGUAUUAAUGGGGGGGGGAAAACGAAACUAUUGUAGUUACGUACGUAUAUGUAUGUAUACAUAAAUAAUUAUAAAUCUAACUGAUAUUCAAAGUAGAUAACUGGGCGCACUGCCAAAAUUGGUUCCACUCCCAGUUGAGUGUUCGAUUAAGAAUGGUUAUAGGAAUGAAUUAAGAUUACUGAAAAAGAAAUGGAAAAAAAAUUUUUAGAACUUAUUUGAAGGGUAAACAAUGGAAUGGCGAUAAUAAACACACAUUAAAUGAUACAAAAUUUGCAACAAAAAAUAUUGUUCAUAAAUAGGAAAUACAAAUUCUAUAAUUGUGGCUUUGAUAAAGGACAUAUAUUGUUAACAAAUCAUUAAUACAAAUAUAGCUAUAGUUGCUUACUUGUAAACCACCCAU